Scomber scombrus (Atlantic mackerel) is the source of this 4144-nucleotide messenger RNA. RefSeq names its product NUAK family, SNF1-like kinase, 2 (gene nuak2). Gene Ontology annotation, cellular component: cytoplasm. Lineage: Eukaryota; Metazoa; Chordata; Actinopteri; Scombriformes; Scombridae. Gene Ontology annotation, molecular function: tau-protein kinase activity; ATP binding; protein serine/threonine kinase activity. The record is from RefSeq and is a predicted model, not a curated record. The coding region runs from base 271 to 2142 and encodes 623 amino acids. Gene Ontology annotation, biological process: intracellular signal transduction; microtubule cytoskeleton organization; protein phosphorylation. The transcript has 6 exons.
UGCUAGUAGGUGUCAGCACUGCGAGGAGGAGGGGAGACACACUGCGCUGAAGUUACAUGUUUCGGUUUCUGUCAUCAGCGUUUCUUUUUAAUUAACUGCCUCUCGGUGAUAGAUGAAUGAGCUCAUCUACACCUUUAUCAGAUUUCUACCUGAGUAACUUCAGAGCACCGAUAAAGAGAGGAGCUCCAGUCGGAGGAAUGCAGUUUAGCAACGACACCUGCGUCCGAAACUGAGCCGGAAAAAACAACAAAGACACCAGUUUUUGUCAGGAUGGACGGCGUAAAUGUUGCACGUCUUUCAUCAAACUUUAGGUCGGCUGUCGGAGGAGUUUCACCCUAUGAAACUGUUGGGAAAGCUCCGCUCCAGGCGCCCGUGAAGAAACAAGCCGUGAAGAGACACCACCAUAAACACAACCUGAAGCACAGGUACGAGUUUCUGGAGACUCUCGGCAAAGGCACAUAUGGCAAAGUGAAGAAAGCCAAGGAAAGAUCUGGUAGACUGGUUGCCAUAAAGUCCAUCAGAAAAGAGAAGAUCAAGGAUGAGCAGGACCUGGUUCACAUUCGCAGAGAGAUUGAGAUCAUGUCCUCUCUCUGUCACCCACACAUCAUCACCAUAUAUGAAGUAUUUGAAAACAAGGACAAAAUCGUGAUUGUGAUGGAGUAUGCCAGCCGCGGAGACCUGUACGACUACAUCUGUGACAAGAGGAACAUCUCCGAACGGGAGGCCAGGCACUUCUUCAGGCAAAUUGUAUCAGCUGUGCACUACUGCCAUCAGAACGGAAUAGUACACCGCGACCUGAAACUGGAGAAUAUUUUACUAGAUGGCAAUGGCAAUGUGAAGAUUGCUGACUUUGGCCUGUCGAACCUUUAUCACGGUGAUGAGUAUCUUCAAACGUUUUGUGGCAGCCCUCUGUAUGCUUCCCCAGAGAUUGUAAAUGGACGGCCAUACCGGGGACCAGAGGUGGACACGUGGUCCCUUGGGGUGCUGCUAUACACUAUGGUUCAUGGCACCAUGCCUUUUGACGGAAACAACCACAAACAUCUGGUCCAGCAGAUUAGCACUGGAAACUACCGUAAACCCAACAACCCCUCUGAUGCAUGUGGGCUUAUUCGUUGGAUGCUGAUGGUAAAUCCUGAGCGCAGAGCUACAAUAGAGGAGAUUGCGGGACACUGGUGGCUUAACUGGGGUUACCAGCAACCGUUACUGGCUGAGACAAAGAGCAGUCCAGUAGAGCAGACCUCCUCACCAGCCUCUUCAACAACAACUCACCCUGCAGGGCUGGCCAGCGUUGCUAGUUGGCUGCGCCGUACAUCAAGACCUUUACUGGAGAACGGCUCCAAGAUGCGCUGCCUGCUCCGCUCACAGGGCGGUGGUGGGGAAGUGGUGCGGCAGCGCUCUCUGCGAAGGUCACGUAAGGAGAACAAUGUCUCCCAGACCAUUCAUGAAGGAAACACAGACACUCGACCUUCCAAAGGUAUUCUAAAGAGACGCAACAGCGUGAAGCAGAAGGUAAUAAGUGAAACCCCAGCUGUAAGUUCAGUGGAACCACAGAAGAUCUUGGGUUUGACAACACCAGCCAACGCCACCUCAGCUGCGUUGGUGCCUCGGAAAGGUAUUCUAAAGAAGCCCACAGAGCAAGAGUCAGGGUACUACUCCUCGUCUCCUGAGAACAGUGACUCUGGAUGGGUCCCACAAACUAAAGCGUGCCCUUCAGCACCAACCUACAAGAAAGGCAUCCUGAAGCGCAACGGGAAGUUCUCCUCAGGUGGGUUACAGGAGUUUGGCUCUCUUGACCAGCUGGCGGCUUCUUUGCCCCGCAGUAACACCAGGUCGAGACCAAGUGGGGCCAUCAGCGAGAACAGCAUUCUGUCUUCAGAGUCCUUUGACCAGCUGGAUCUACCAGACCGUGUAGGACCUCCAACACAAAUGGAUAAACCAGCCAAGGCUAGCAUGAGAGGAUGCGUGUCUGCUGACAACCUGCUGGACAUCCAAGAAGACGGGAUCCUUAGAGAUGGGUUGCUGAGACCCUGGAACUGCUACGAGUCUGGAGUGUCUGAUAGUGCCUUUUCUAUCACAGACUGCGAUAAUGUAACACAGACCUACAAACAGGCCCUGAUUAUACGAGGCUCUGCCGCAAGCUGAAGACCAGCGGUUUGUUAAGGACACUGAAUAAUGAAAUGUUUUUUCAUUGAGAAACUUAAAAUGAUUGUAGAAUUUUGACAUGACAGCCAAAGUGCAUUAUGAAAAACUAACAGCACAACUCCAGAAGCUGCACCGAAUUGUACCAAAAAGGGAGGAGACAUCUUGUUAAACCUACUUCUUGUUAAUACCUCCUUCAAUUAAUUUAUUAAAUAGCGUGCAAUUUGAAUUUAAGUUAAAUAGGUUAAGAAUCACCAGAGGGCUUUGUAUUACAUAAAAAUUAUAACAGCGGCUGUACUUGGAAAAUUUCCAUUUCAAAGAUUCUCAGGAGAAGAAAACUGCUGUCGGUCAAUCAGGAGCUCCAGUUUACAACAUGAGAGCUGACUAUCAAAAGUGUAGCUCAUAUAAAAACCAAAACACUGGUCUGAAAUGUCAAAAAUUAAGUUUGUAGAACAUAUUGCUUCAGUGAUGAUAAUUUGGGAAACAGACAUCUGCUUAUUUUAUAACUGCAAAAUAUUUCUUUUUAUCCAGUUAGUGUCAUUUAUUCUCACCAGAGCAGUUGCAGGAUUGUUUUUGACUUAAUCCCUGUUUUGGGUUCGAGCUUUGUGUUGGUUGAUCAUUUUUCAACAUUAUGUUUGGGGGGGAUGAUUACAUUUCAUGGAUACCAAAGAGCAAUUCAUGUUUCUUGGAUUUUUUAAAUCUUUAUUUAAGCACAAGCAAAACGUGCCAAGAGGAUGUUUGUAACAGGGACUUUAACUCUGAGUAUUUUUUUUAAGUGUUGUUUUUCCUUGAAAUGACUUGUUCUUGUUCUAAAGUUUGGAUAAUGACUUGAAUAAUAAUAAUCAUGACACUCUGACUCAGAGUAAGAGUAACCUGUCGAACCUGCUUUUUCUCCCAAGCCUACACUGAUACACAAACACGGAUAGCCAUUGACUCUUAUGUGUGCAGGUGGCAGUUUCACAGGAGAGGUGGGGCACAUUAUGCCACUUCAUAGACAAAAUUUGAAACUAAAUCAGGAGCUACAGCUAACUAUGUUGUGGCACACACAUACUGGGUGACCUUUCAACUUAAUAUUUGGAUAUCGGUCAUGGGGUUCAGGUGUAUUUAACGUUACAUUUUCAUGAAAAAUAUCUAGGCUGGUAAUUUCCUAAAGCAGGAUUAGUUUAGCCAGAUAAAAAAUAAACACAAAAAUCUUGGUUACUCAACACUCGAAAACAAAACUAUACAAUCAUGAAUUAAAUGUAUUUUAUUUAAAACAUUUGCUUUAUAAAUAUCAGGCUGAUGUGCUAACCUUCCUUAAGUAAUACCUCCAGUGGUGAAAGAAAGGCACAUUAGUAUGUCGUUUUUGUUUCUGCAUGAAAUUUCAUGCUGCACACUGGGAUUACUUAAUUGGAUUGGCCUGUUGGCAUUACAUCAAAACAUGCCAGGGCCUUGAACAGUACUUUAUUAGACCAUCGAAACCUGAGAGCGGAUAAUAAGUUGUGUGGUCAUCAUUUUAUUGACUUCGUGUAAUACAAGUUGAACAAGGCAAUACUCAAAAUCUGCAGACCCAUGCUGUUGUUCAGUAACUGGAAUGUAAAGAAUGUUUUUCAAUUAUUUCAUUAAAAUCAUUUUUUGGCAAACUACCUUACGAGGCUGAUCAGGAAUUUAAGGCCAGUAUUUGUGUGUAAAAGUGAACUCCUACUUCUCUAAGCUUAACUAACUGAGGAAUUGAGCUGCACUCAAGUGUGGUGAUAAUUGAUCAUUUAUGUGACACGCUGGGAAAAAUACAGGUCUAAAACUGUAUUUGUUUAAUUUUUGGUAGAAUUUAAUGUGCAAUUUAGGCAUUUCAUCACGGUUUUUGUGUCUCUUGUCCAAGAAGAAGUUGGUGUGCAAGCUCUUUGAAUAUUUUUAUUAUCUGACUGCAGCAGAAACUGUGUGCCAAAGUUACUGGCUUACCCAUUAAAUGACUUUGUGAUCUGCCACGCUGUUGUGAUGAGGAAAUCAAUAAAAACUAAACAAAGUA